Molecule: messenger RNA, 2062 nt
Organism: Sitodiplosis mosellana (orange wheat blossom midge)
Lineage: Eukaryota; Metazoa; Arthropoda; Insecta; Diptera; Cecidomyiidae
Gene: waw
Product: translation factor waclaw, mitochondrial
Exons: 1
Coding region: 1-1953 (650 amino acids)
Biological process (GO): positive regulation of translation
Cellular component (GO): mitochondrion
Molecular function (GO): mitochondrial ribosome binding; GTPase activity; GTP binding
Source: RefSeq, a predicted model, not a curated record
AUGAUUACCAAAUUACGGUGGUGUACUCGUUUCAUUGGCGGUUAUGUCAAGUUAGCCACGUACCAACGACCCCGUUACUAUUGCACCAGCACAGAAAUUGAUAUUGUGGAAGAUCAUAGCUUCAAUUUUGCCGAUGUUCCAGUGAAUCGAAUCCGAAACUUCAGCAUAAUUGCUCAUGUUGACCAUGGCAAAUCGACGUUAGCUGAUCGAUUGCUGGAAAUGACUGGAGCCAUUGCGUCGAAUAGUGGCCAAGCGCAGGUCUUGGACAGUUUGCAGGUGGAGAAGGAGCGUGGAAUCACAGUCAAAGCUCAAUCGGCAUCACUACUGUAUCGUUACAAAGACGGCCAUACCUAUCUUCUUAAUUUAAUCGAUACGCCGGGUCAUGUGGAUUUUUCCAAUGAAGUAACGAGAUCGUUGUCGGCGUGUGAAGGUGUCAUUUUGUUGGUCGAUGCUAAUCAAGGUGUCCAAGCUCAAACGGUGGCCAAUUACCAUUUGGCCGUUGACAAAGGCCUCGUUGUGGUGCCAGUUUUGAAUAAAAUCGAUUUGAAAAACGCUGAUCCAGACCGUGUUUGCAUCGAAUUAAGCCAUUUGUUUGAUAUCGACCCAGAGUCAGUGAUGCGAGUAUCCGCAAAAUUGGGCAUUGGCAUUAAAGAGCUACUCGAUGCAAUUGUUUGUCGAAUUCCAGCACCAGAGGUGAUUGAUCGAAACGGUGCAUUCCGCGCUCUUUUAUUUGAUAGUUGGUUUGAUCGCCAUCGCGGUGCAUUGAAUUUGAUUUAUGUGAAAGAUGGCUCAGUGAGUGUUGGCGAUGAGAUUCAAUCGUAUGCAACGGAAAAAACGUACGUGAUUCGAACAUUAUCAAUUUUACGGCCACAUGAACUGAACGUUAGUAAGCUGAAUGCCGGCCAAGUGGGAUUGGUGGCAUGUAAUAUGAAGCAUAGCAAAGAUGCGGUCAUUGGAGAUACGCUAUUUGUAAAAGGGACAAAAGUUGAACAGCUGCCCGGAUUGCAAUCUAAUCGAGCAAUGGUAUUUGCGGGCAUUUUUCCAGAGAAUCAAUCCGAGCACGUUGAUCUGCGAAAUGCGCUGGAUAAAUUGAUUUUGAACGAUUCGGCGGUUACAAUAACACCCGAUUCAAGUCCAGCGCUGGGCCAAGGAUGGCGUUUAGGUUUUCUCGGUCUAUUACACAUGGAUGUUUUUUGCCAACGACUCACACAAGAAUACGAUAUUGGUUCAACAAUAACAGCACCGUCGGUAACUUAUAAACUGAAAUUAUCCAAUCCAAAGCUAAUCAAAGACCGUAACUCUGACAUAAUGUACGUGAGCAAUCCGCUUAUGUUCCCCGAUCCAAGCGACAUUGAAGAAUAUUUUGAGCCCUGUGUUUUGGGAACGAUUAUCACGCCAAAAGAAUACAUACCCGAAGUGAUUGCAUUGUGUGUUGAACGACGGAGCGAGCGCCAGGGAACGAUUGAUAUCGAUGAAAAUCGUGUGAUGAUGACCUAUACAAUGCCAUUAAGUGAGAUUGUGAUCGAUUUUCAUGAUGAAUUGAAAGCGGUCACAUCAGGAUAUGCCAGUUUUGAUUACGAAGACAAGGGCUAUCAAUCAACGAAAGUGGUAAAAUUAUGCCUUCAUCUGAACCAACAGCCAGUGGAUGAGUUCAGUCGCAUCGUUCACAUAUCGAAAGUUAAUACAGUUGCCCGCGAUAUGGUGAACAGAUUAAAAGAAUUGAUACCAAAACAAAUGAUACAGGUUGCCAUCCAGGCGGUUGUGGGUAGCAAAGUUUUGGCACGUGAAACGAUCAAAGCCUAUCGAAAAGAUGUUGCGGCCAAAUUGUACGGUGGUGAUGUGACUAGACGAAUGAAACUGAUACGAGCCCAGGCCGAAGGGAAGCGAAAAAUGCGAGCCAUAGCUAGUGUUAAAGUUCCACAUGAUACAUACAUAAAACUUUUGAAAAGAUGAAACCGUUGUUAUGUUCUAAGUAAACUACCGAAAUAUUUAGAGAAGUUGUACAUUACUGAUAUAAAAACGAAUACAACUCAUAAUAAAGAUAAAAAAAGUCAAAAAAAAA